This is a messenger RNA of Hypoxylon trugodes, 1726 nucleotides long. RefSeq names its product kinase-like protein. The coding region runs from base 201 to 1673 and encodes 490 amino acids. Gene Ontology annotation, cellular component: cytoplasm. Gene Ontology annotation, molecular function: ATP binding; protein serine/threonine kinase activity. Gene Ontology annotation, biological process: protein phosphorylation. NCBI's taxonomy places the organism in Eukaryota, Fungi, Ascomycota, Sordariomycetes, Xylariales, Hypoxylaceae. The record is from RefSeq and is a predicted model, not a curated record. The transcript has 3 exons.
ACGGAUCGAAAGAUCAACAAUCUACAGCUUACUUUCAGCUACCCCUUUACUACCGCGCAGAGUACCCGACGUUUUAGGAUAUUCUAUUGAGAUAUAAUUAGCUACGCGCCACUAUUUCUGUGUCGAUUUCGAUUCCAACUUCUAAAUCUCAUCAUCAUUCGUUCUUUGAGUACGUCCUUAAGUAUAUACUUCUAUUUAUCAUGGAACGCCCCGGUUAUUUUUUCUCUCUCUCGGCGCUUAAUGAACGGGCUGAAGACUGUUUAGCGCACGAGCACAACAGACAUUUGAUAGAAGAUAGAUGGUACAAAACGCCCUGCAUCCACUUUGGGAAUUGGACUACGACUAAGGAAACACAUCCUCAAACGCUUGCGAGAUUAGGUAAUGACCCUAGAGAUUCGGAUAUCUAUGUCGAAGGAUUGGACGUUGCAUACGUCAAUUGUGCAUUUGUGAUCAAUCCCAAGACAGGUGUGAUAUUGAUUGAAGACAGGACUGAUGGAAAGACUCGAGUUUACCAAAAUAAAGACAAGACACCUAGACGUGAUAAUAGCAAACCGGGCCAUUAUAUACGGAAUGCUGUAAUGCCAGGUCUUAACUUGGUACUGUGUAUAGGCGAACCCCGUGAUCCGGUUAGGUUUGGGUUUAGAUGGAACCCGAACGCUCUUCAAGAAAGCCUGAAUUUCAUACAAAAUCGCCUUCAUGGUAUUGAUGAUGUGAUCGGUUACGAAGGCCAGACACCAGCAGGCCCCAGGACGAAGGUGAAACACCAUAUGCUAGAGAGACUUGGGGCUGGAUCCUUUGGGGAGGUCAGGAAGACGGUGGACGUGCAUUCCGGGAAUUUCAUGGCCGUCAAGCUAAUCAGUUCCCCUACCAAGCGUCAUGAUGCUCAAUGGCGAAGGCAAGUAAAACAUACUCGAGAUUGGGAGAUAAAAUGGCUUAACAAUUUUCAUCACAAACACAUUAUCCAGUUACUUGGGGCACAAGGAUAUCAGACGAACACUGUCGAGAUUUUCAUGCCACUUAUGAAGGGUAACUUGAGAAAUUGGAUGUUCAGGAGAGAAUAUGCAGCCGGCGAGGUAGCGUGGACCGCAGAAUGUAUCCUUAUGCAUAUGCUUCAAGCACUCGACUAUGUUGCUAGAGAGGGACUCAUUCAUCGCGACGUCAAACCGGACAACAUUCUGUACGAAUACAACGAAAAGGGGAGGCUCACCUUUAUACUAUCGGAUUUUGGUCUAAUCAAUAGUGCUACCCUAUCCAGGAGUCAAGCUGGCUCGAUUGCCUUCUCGGCACCAGAAAUAUUCGAUGGCAGUAGGCAGCAUGGUCCGCAGGCAGACACCUGGUCGCUAUUUGUAGUCUUGAUGUGGAUUUACAACGAGACGGGAUUCCGCGAUAAAUUGGAGACUGGAAUAUUCCUGGACCAAACUGAUAUUCGUAGGGAUGUCCUGCUCUCGGCUUUAUACCACACAACUACAUUCAACGUACGAGAUAUGGCUAUUCUUGACCAUAAUUGCCGUCCUAAUGCAAGCCAAAUGUUGGAGUUUUUUCGCGUACAAGGGGGUAGCUUUGAUGUAGACCACAGGGGCGGAACUCAGUUUCCGCGUUGGAUGGACUGGGCUUUGCAAGACCCGAGCCAGUAUAACAUGGGUACGUAUAUCAGAGGCUUAAUGGGAUGGUGAGAGAGAACAUCGCGAUGCUAGAUUAGACAGCUAGAUGUGAAUGAAUAUGUACC